UCUCUCUCUGUCUCUCUCCCUUCUGACCAACCCGGCCGCCCCCCAUUUCUCCUCCUCUUCGGUCUCCUCUCUCUCUGCGCUGCCGUCCCGACCCCGCCUUCUGCCCCUCCGCUUAACGCGGCGCCGGCCGCCGGCCGGUCUCCUCCAAAUCCGUACAACUCGCGAGCUCUGCUUCCCCUUCCAGCACCUCCCCACCCUGCCGCAGACGCCUGCUGUCGUGGCUCUGGCCCCUGAGUGAUCUGACACCCACUGGCGGCCUUACCUCCCUGCUUCAAGUGAAGGGACAACAAUUUGUUGUCCCGCUGCUUUGAGCUGGAAACAAACAGGCAUGGCUGAUGCUAGUUCGAGGACUGACAAUUCGAUAGUUGUGGACACGGACGACAAGAAUCAAAGGAUCAUUGUACGCAUUGCUCCAGUGCCAAAAGAAACAACACACUUCUUAAAUUAGAUAUCAACUUGCAAAAGUCAACAGGACUACUGCUGCUGCACUAUAAGUUUCAUCAGAUGGAAAACGGACAAAAUGGAGCAAUGGUGCCUUCUAAUUCAUCUGAUCCGUCGGACAGGUCCGACAGGCCUAUGGACCAAAAGGUGUUGCGGCGGCUUGCCCAAAAUCGCGAGGCAGCACGGAAAAGUCGCCUGAGAAAAAAGGCAUAUGUGCAACAGCUAGAAAGCAGUAAGCUGAAACUUGCAAGCCUAGAGCAAGAGCUCCAGAAAGCUCGACAACAGGGGAUAUUCAUUUCUAGCUCUGGAGAUCAAACUCACGCUAUGAGUGGAAAUGGAGCAAUGACCUUUGAUUUAGAAUAUACUCGAUGGCUAGAGGAGCAAAACAAGCAGAUAAAUGAGCUGAGGACUGCAGUAAAUGCUCAUGCAAGUGAUAGUGAUCUCCGUCUUAUUGUAGAUGGGAUAAUGGCACAUUAUGAUGAGAUAUUCAAGCUGAAGGGUGCUGCUGCAAAGGCUGAUGUUUUUCAUAUGCUUUCAGGCAUGUGGAAAACACCUGCUGAAAGGUGUUUUUUGUGGCUUGGGGGUUUCCGCUCAUCUGAGCUUCUAAAGCUCCUUGUAAAUCAGCUUGAGCCUCUAACGGAGCAGCAGUUGUUGGGGCUAUCCAACCUCCAGCAGUCCUCGCAGCAGGCUGAGGAUGCACUAUCACAAGGAAUGGAGGCAUUGCAGCAAUCCUUGGCAGAAACAUUGGCUGGUUCUCUUGGUCCAUCAGGAUCUUCGGGAAACGUGGCAAACUACAUGGGCCAAAUGGCUAUGGCCAUGGGAAAACUUGGAACCCUUGAGAAUUUUCUUCGUCAGGCUGACAAUCUACGGCAGCAAACUUUACAUCAAAUGCAAAGAAUUCUGACAAUACGGCAGGCUGCUCGAGCUCUCCUUGCAAUACAUGACUACUUUUCGCGUUUGCGUGCCCUGAGUUCUCUCUGGCUUGCUAGGCCACGGGAGUAAAUAUUGUACACCACCUUUGACGCUUCGUGAGCUGGUCUGGGAACGUGGGGCAAAUUGCGAUGCAUUUGCGGAAGUUUGGUGGUUCAGUUCCCUCUGGAAAUAUAUAUUGGCACCUUCCGGUCUCAUAUUGUACUUCGAUGUUGUACAAGUAGGAUUAAAGGUUGUAACUGUAAGUUAUCAUGAAUUUAUAAUUGGCAGAUUGUGCAAUUGUAUUAGUUAUAAUUGGCAGAUUGUACAAUUGUAUUUAGGAAUGAAUAAAGGAGUAGAUAAUAGUUGUGUCUUGUGUUUGAGUGGUCUAUCAAUGUUCUUUUUUAUAUAGAAACACCACAAGACACAUAGGAUGUCAAAUGUAAGGUUUGAUACCGGUUGGCGUAGAGGUACAACCACAUCAUCAAGCAUCCAAUUGAACC
Molecule: messenger RNA, 1853 nt
Organism: Brachypodium distachyon (stiff brome)
Lineage: Eukaryota; Viridiplantae; Streptophyta; Magnoliopsida; Poales; Poaceae
Product: transcription factor TGA2.2
Exons: 10
Coding region: 505-1443 (312 amino acids)
Biological process (GO): regulation of DNA-templated transcription; DNA-templated transcription
Molecular function (GO): sequence-specific DNA binding; DNA-binding transcription factor activity
Source: RefSeq, a predicted model, not a curated record